CUCUCACUGCUGCUGCCUCCGCGGCUGUGCAGGCUUAGAAGCGGCAUGGUGCAGCUGGCGUGGAUGGUGGCACUGGGUUUAUCCCCUUCCUUCUCUCUGGCGAAGCAGUGGCUAUUGAGGAUCCGCUGCAGGGAGGAUUUCACCAUCCGGCCGCUGGGGUCCGAAACCAGGAAAACCUCCGCUGCGCCUCUCCGCGCCGCCGCCGCUGCUCGCCGUUCGCAAAAUGGCGCUGCUGCCGCCGCCCGCCUUUAUAGACGCCGCGUCCGGGCCACGCCCCCCGCACCGCCGGGAACGCGGCCGCACGAGAGGCAGAGCCGCGGGGCCGCCGGGAAAAACAGUCACGCCCGCCCCUUCCAGCGUCUGAUUGGUAGAAGGCCUGCUGAUUGGCCCACCCCCGGUCUCCAGCCACCUGCUGCCGUCCAUCACAGGGCCACCCUCCCCAUCCUCCAUCCUGUCCACAAGGCUCAGCAAAGCGGCUGGCGGCCUGGCCCGGGACCUGCUGCUGCUCCAGUCAUCUCCAUGGCAACCAGCGCCUGGGAGGAGCUAGAUGGCGGCCUGGGCAGCUGCCAGGCCCUGGAGGACCACUCUGCGCUGGCCGAGCCCCAGGAGGACAGGGCUCCAGCAACACCCAGGCUGGCCGACUCUGGCAGCCCGCCCCACGACUCUCAGGAGCCGGUGGCUGAAGGCUGCAGUGUGGACACCAGGCCCAAGAAGAUGGAAAAAGAGGCUGCCGCCAGGGGGACCCCAGGAACGGGGAAGGAGAGGCUGAAAGCUGGAGCGAGCCCUCGGAGCGCCCCCGCGCGCAAGAAGGCGCAGACCGCGCCGCCCCCGCAGCCGCCGCCGCAACCCCCGGCCCUGAGCCAGGAGCUGCCCUGGGGAGACCUGUCGCUCAACAAGUGUCUGGUGCUCGCGUCGCUGGUGGCGCUGCUGGGCUCGGCUUUCCAGCUGUGCCGCGACGCCGUGGCUGGGGAGGCAGCAGUCCAAGCGCGUGCGCCCGAGCCCUGGGUCCCGCCAAGCUCAGCCCCGAGGGAGCCAUCGUCGCCCCUGCUUAAGUUCGAGGCCCAGGCGCCCCCAUCAGCGCUGCCUGCGCCCCGGACCGAGGCAGAGAUCAGACCCAAGAUUCCCGGGAGUCGGGAGGCUGCAGAGAAGGACGAAGAGGAGCCUGGCGAGGCCACCGGAGAGGCCGUCGGGGAGGACCGUGUGCCCCUCGCAGACCGGGGACCCAAGGAGAGGCCUCGGAGAGAGGGGAAACCGCGGAAGGAGAAGCCGCGGAAGGAGGAGAGGCCGAAGAAAGAGAGGCCGCGGAAGGAGGAGAGGCCACGGGCCGCCAGGGAGCCCCGGGAAGCCCUGCCUCGGCGCUGGGAGUCACGCGAAGGGGGCCAUCGGCCGUGGGCACGGGACUCCAGGGACGCCGAGCCCAGGAAGAGGCAGGCCUGGGUCUCCCCGAGGCGUCCCGACGAGGAGGAGCGGCCUGGGAGUCGCCAGAAGCUCCGCGCAGGCAAGGGGCGGGACUAAGCCGGCCCGCGCCCGAGUCCAGGGACCCCUUCUCCACAACCCGCGACUCUGGCGAAAUAAAGCGAGGGCUGCGGCCGCA
Cercocebus atys (sooty mangabey) is the source of this 1594-nucleotide messenger RNA. RefSeq names its product junctional sarcoplasmic reticulum protein 1 (gene JSRP1). Gene Ontology annotation, biological process: skeletal muscle contraction; regulation of ryanodine-sensitive calcium-release channel activity. The coding region runs from base 46 to 1515 and encodes 489 amino acids. Lineage: Eukaryota; Metazoa; Chordata; Mammalia; Primates; Cercopithecidae. Gene Ontology annotation, cellular component: sarcoplasmic reticulum. The record is from RefSeq and is a predicted model, not a curated record. The transcript is spliced from 8 exons.